This is a messenger RNA of Exophiala bonariae, 402 nucleotides long. RefSeq lists its product as uncharacterized. The record is from RefSeq and is a predicted model, not a curated record. Lineage: Eukaryota; Fungi; Ascomycota; Eurotiomycetes; Chaetothyriales; Herpotrichiellaceae. Bases 1 to 402 code for a protein of 133 amino acids. The transcript has 2 exons.
AUGUCAAGCAUCGCAAGCGUAAAGAGUCUCGACCACCUUGUCCUGACAGUGCGCGAUCUGGACGCUUCGAUCAAAUUCUAUCAAGGGGUGAUGGGAAUGAGACUUGAAAGUUUCGCUCCCGCAACCUCGCCAGACACGAAGCGAUAUGCGCUCAAGUUCGGUUCUCAAAAGAUCAAUCUGCAUGUCUGCGGCAAAGAGUUUGAGCCAAAAGCCCAGACUGUUCAGCCAGGCAGCGCCGACCUCUGUUUCCUCGUUGAGGAAUCUGUCGAUGAGGUACUCAGAGAAUUACAGGCCAAAGGCAUCGAAGUGUUGGAAAAUGGUAUGGUGGUGAACCGAACGGGGGCCCAAGGGAGUCUCCGUAGCGUCUACUGCCGCGAUCCCGAUGGAAAUCUCAUUGAGUAG